GUAUAAUGUAGCUCAUUUGGAUGAGUUAGUUUAGAUAGAGUUUCCUGAGCUAGAUAGUUUGAGAACGAACGGAGCCUGGCAACGCGGGCUCGUCAUGUGAGGUUUGAACCUAGUAUCACUGCAUAAGAUAUUGCCAACAAUUGUUAACACGACAGCCUGUACCGGCCCAUAUGGCAAAUUAUCUCAUUUCUCUUUUGUUUCUUUCUUACCCCAGGUGCAAAGUAGUAUGUCUGAAGAAGAAAAGUGGUGGCAUCCAAACAAAUUACCACCAAGUGGUUACCAAUCCAAUAUUGCUCAAGAUCAUGAUAGAAAAUCAUUUUAUCCAUUCAAUAGUGAAUUGGGUUAUAGAAUUUUCAAAAGAAUAAUAGAAAUGAAGCGAACAGGUAUAGAACAGCAAAACAAUCAAGAAAAUACAUAUCGUCCAAAAUAUGUUACUCAAAUGAAUAAAGAUGAGCGUUUUCUUUUGAAGCAAGGUGUUUGUUCGCAGAAACCUAACUCAAUUUCGUCAAGUUCUUCAUUCAAUCAAUUUACAACCUUAAAAAAUAUUCCAGAAUUUCAUUUAAAUCUAAAAUGUGAUAUCGAUGAUCUAGAGGAAUCGUAGUUGGAGUGGUAUUUGUGUUGUGAAAGGAAAUUCUUGUCACAUUAUGUUGAAUAUAUUGUGUUUGGUUAAAUAAAUAUUCAUUAAAAUGUACUGAGAUGUAUUUCUUGUUUCUUUCUUCUUCAAGUCCAUUGACAAAUGUAACCAGGUUCAGGAGUAAUUCGAAUUUAUAAAGGUAUUCAUUUGACUAAGCGAAGAAUCAGAUUUAAAAUAACAACUCCUAAAAUUGAGUGACUAAUUAGAAAUGGUACCACAUAUAUUUAUUGCCUUAUAAAGAAGUAAGUAAAACCGUACUUACCUACUUACUGUUGCACUCCGUGGAUGAACGUAAGUCGCUCAACAACAUUCUCCAUCCAACUCUUGUCGCGUGGCGUCCAGUCGGGAUUGACUAUGAACACCGCUACCAAUAAAACACGUGCCAAGUUGAUCAGAAGGCGAAGGUUGAACGUAACCAAAUAAAUCCUUAAGAUCCCCGAGAAGCCAAAUAUCAGAAGGCAAUUAAUAGACCAAAUCGAGAUAUAUAUUCGCUGGCGAUCUCGUGGCAUCGAAAGGAUACCAAGAUCGUGCCAGGAUACAAGCUUGGUUACAGAACGUAACCGAAUUCGCGCGAAGUUACAAUCAAAGGGUGUGUAUAACAAUGGAAGCAAAAUAUAGCUGUCAUUGGCACAGUCAAACAAAAGCACAUUAAAACAAACACUGGUACAGUUGGUUAUAAUAAUAAUUGUUUUUAUUAAACCAGUCGUGUUCUCGUGAUAAAUGUGAGUCACUACACUCUUUCCUAAGCAAUCAUUUCCAGUUGUUAUUCAUCCUUUUAAUGUCUGCUUCGAAUUCCAGACAAAGUGUGCUAUUUGACCUUCCCUUUCUUUUGCAUCAGGGAUUCCAAGUUAGUUC
Schistosoma haematobium is the source of this 1489-nucleotide messenger RNA. RefSeq lists its product as uncharacterized. The transcript is spliced from 2 exons. The record is from RefSeq and is a predicted model, not a curated record. Lineage: Eukaryota; Metazoa; Platyhelminthes; Trematoda; Strigeidida; Schistosomatidae. The coding region runs from base 227 to 601 and encodes 124 amino acids.